Messenger RNA from Archocentrus centrarchus (flier cichlid), 3304 nucleotides. Its product is annotated as nuclear factor of activated T-cells, cytoplasmic 1-like. The transcript is spliced from 10 exons. The record is from RefSeq and is a predicted model, not a curated record. Lineage: Eukaryota; Metazoa; Chordata; Actinopteri; Cichliformes; Cichlidae. Gene Ontology annotation, biological process: cytokine production; regulation of transcription by RNA polymerase II; calcineurin-NFAT signaling cascade. Bases 282 to 3074 code for a protein of 930 amino acids. Gene Ontology annotation, molecular function: DNA-binding transcription factor activity, RNA polymerase II-specific; RNA polymerase II cis-regulatory region sequence-specific DNA binding; transcription factor binding. Gene Ontology annotation, cellular component: transcription regulator complex.
ACCUUCAUUGGGUCGAAGAGAACCAAACUCACCUAAACCAGGGUCCCUUUAGCACCCGUACCUGCGCCGCUCUCCUAUCCACCAUUCCCGUUUCCUUUGGUGCGCAGUCCAUCGCGUUGUGGUUCAAAGUUAUACACUCGAUUAUUAACGAUUCUUUUUCCGAAAUAUGCUUCCAUUUAUUGGUUUAUCAAGAGAAUCAGUUGUGUUUUGAAUACUGUUAUCGGUGAAGGCGUAGCACAUUACAACCUUACAACCGGUGAAAGUUGCGCAUCGCUUGUUGAAUGCAGGAUACCUUUUGCCUGAGCGUCAGUUCCAAGUUCAGCUUUGGAGCAACAACCGGCAAGGAGCGGGGACUCCAGGUUCUUACUUCUCUCGCCGCCGAUAUGAAGUCUGCAGAAGAAGAUGCAUACAGCUACACGCCAAACGUCAGCCUGUCCCUUCCACUGGGCAUGGGCAGCCCCUGUCUGGCCACUCAAUACCAUACCUUACAGUCCAGUCCAGUCAUCUCUUGCCACCAGACAGGAUACAGCAAUGACAAUCAUGCAGCAUCAGGUUAUUACCUGCCCCACAGCUUGAGACCCAAUGGAGCUCCAGCCCUAGAAAGCCCCCGCAUUGAGAUCACAGCCUACAGCCAGUACCCAGAGGAUGAGGUAGAAGAGAGCAGCAGUGAGGACCACAUUAUCAAACGAGGGGUCAACUCCAUCGUUACACUAACGCUGCCCAAUGCAGACGGCUACCGUGAUCCCAGCUGCCUCAGCCCUGCCAGCAGCAUUUCUUCACGCAGCUGCAACUCUGAGGCGUCAUCCUAUGAGUCAGGGUUCUACAACUAUGACAACUCCCCGCAGAACUCCCCCUGGCAGUCUCCCUGUGUUUCUCCCCGAGGAUCAUCCAUGCUUCUGUCAUGUCCACAUGCCAGUGGCCCUGCAGGCUCCCCUCACCAUUCACCAUCCACCUCCCCUCAGAUUGGAGCUGUGGCCGAAGAAGGCUGGGCAGCGCAACCUCGUGGCUCUAGACCAAACUCUCCUUCCUGCAGUGGGGGCGGCGGAGGCAAUGGCGGUGGCAUGGGGAAGAGAAAGUACAGCUUCAAUGGCACCUCCUACCAUCAGACAUCCUGCUCACCCAACCAGUCACCGACCCCCUCUCCACAUGGCUCCCCCAGGGUCAGUGUCACAGAUGAUAACUGGCUUGCCAACACCAACCAGUACACCAACUCUGCCAUCGUGGCUGCCAUCAAUGCUCUAACCACAGAUGGAGUGAUAGACAUGGGGGAGGGAAUCCCAAUCAAGACGCGGAAGACCAUGCUGGACCACUCAGCCUCCAUGAGUCUGAAGGUGGAACCUGGAGGCGAGGAGCUGGGUCCCGAUGGAGAGCUCUGCCAUGAGGACUAUCCCUCCCGCCUGGCCCUCAAGAAGGAGAGCUAUUGUGCGGGGUUCCUGGAUGUGCCUCAGCAUCCAUACUCCUGGUCUAAGCCCAAGACUUACCUCGGCCCAUCUUUGCCAGCACUUGACUGGCAGCUUCCAUCCUGCUCCGGCCCAUACAACCUACAGAUAGAGGUGCAGCCAAAGUCCCACCACAGGGCCCAUUAUGAGACCGAGGGGAGCAGAGGAGCCGUGAAGGCGCUGUCUGGAGGACACCCCGUGGUACAGCUUUAUGGCUACAUGGAAAGUGAGCCGCUCACCCUGCAGCUGUUCAUAGGGACCGCAGACGACCGCCUCCUGCGACCACAUGCCUUCUACCAGGUCCACCGCAUCACGGGCAAAACCGUCUCCACCGCCAGCCAUGAAGUCAUGCAAUCCAACACCAAAAUUCUGGAGAUCCCUCUGCUGCCUGAGAAUAACAUGAGAGCUAUAAUCGAUUGUGCGGGAAUCCUGAAGCUGCGUAAUUCAGACAUUGAGCUUCGCAAAGGGGAAACAGACAUCGGGCGCAAAAACACACGCGUGAGGCUGGUGUUUCGUGUGCACAUCAACCAACCCAACGGCAGGACAGUGUCCCUACAGGCUGCUUCAAACCCCAUUGAAUGCUCCCAGCGCUCAGCUCAAGAGCUUCCCUUGGUAGAGAAGCAAAGUGUAGACGGUUGCCCUGCCACGGGAGGCAAAAUGAUGCUUCUCAAUGGACUCAACUUCCUGCCUGAGUCCAAGGUGGUAUUCGUGGAGAAGGCCCAGGAUGGGCAUCAUCUGUGGGAGACGGAAGCCAAAGUUGACAAGGACUCCAUCAAAUCAAAUGCUCUUGUUGUGGAGAUCCCACCGUACAGGAACCAGAGAAUAUCCAGCCCGGUGCACGUUAACUUCUACGUCUGCAACGGCAAGAGGAAGAGGAGCCAGUGCCAGCGCUUCACCUACCUUCCUCCAAAUGUGCCGAUCAUAAAGACAGAACCCCAUGAUGAAUAUGAUUCUCUGGGUACUGUGGGGCUCUCCAUGCAUUCCACAACCUACUACAGCCAGCCCAGGCUCACUCCUAUAAUGCCUGUGGCCGAUCCUGAUGCCUGCCUGGUUGGGGGCUACCCUUCGUGCCCACCUCGCCACACUGCCAUGCCAUCGUCACCCCCCAGCUCAAGCCCCACCCUUCAUGAUCUGUCUCCUGUGGCAUUCAGCAAGUGCCUUCCCAACAGCCCCACCCAUGCAGCACCACUGGGACCCAUGGCACCCCCCAUUCAGGAGAACCCUGGUCGCCCUAACCUUGUCCAUCCACCUUCACCAGAUCACAACUCUUCUCUAGGGAUGCUUCACUCCCAGGGUAGCCCCAACCACCUGAACAGCCCAGGACGCCAUAGCUACCAUCCUAUCUAUACCAACAGCAGUCCAUCAUCUUCCCCGGUAUCCCACCCUUCCACUCCUGGUGGGCCUGUAGAGAGCCCAUUCGUUCAGGCCUACAGCCCCGGUCAGACACAGGCAGCAGCCAGCUCAGUCCAAGCUGGAGGGAGCUCACCAAGUCUGCUACCUGAGGAUGCCAGCCCCCCAUCAAUGGCCAUCACCGUUAAGCAGGAGCCCCAGGAACUGGACCAGAUGUACCUAGAUGAUGUUAAUGAGAUCAUCAGGAACGACCUCUCCAGCAUUUCUGUGCACACACACGCGUAGACCAUUAGAAGUCUUCUGCAGCAGCACAUUCACGUUCAAACAGCAGCAUCAAUGAAAGAGGACAAAAACAGCCAGAGAUCCAGAUUAUUAAGAAUAAAGUUUUGACCAGGAUCUCCCACCUAACCACCGAUGCCAUCAGCUCCUCUUCAGUCCAGGGCUCUCUGCAGGAGAGUCUCACAUUGACAAUCACUGGCGAGCUCCAUUUGAAUAAACAGGUGAAUGUUAUAGUU